AUGGGCAAGCGUGCGCCUGUUGUGGCCGUGUCUGAAGCGGAAAAGCUACUGGCCGAGAGUGUUUUCCAGCCCAAGACACAUACAAAAAAGAAGAAACGCAAGGGAAAUGUCCAGCAGAAGAAAGAUUCGCGCAAACUUGAAGCUGCGUGGGUGGAUGAGGACGAUGAGGAAGUGGAGGUGAAUCUAGAAGAACAACCACAGCUGCGCAAAUUCCGCAAGACAGAGACGGAAACAGUAAUAAACGGCAAGGAAUUGAAGUGUCGACUUCAGAAUUUCUACCAAUCGGCACAUGGUGCCGUGUCUUGGGCAGACCCGAGAAAGUUCUUGGGUCAACCACAGGUGGCGGACUCUUGUGAUAGUGACAAUGAAGAAGAAGCAGAGCUCAUUCGAAGCACUGGAAAGAUGUUGGAAUCUUCUGGGGAAUUGCUACCUCAGGGAGAAUUGGAGGUCGUCCGUAUGAAAGAUGCCAAUCAACAUGCACCUUCGAAUGCGGUAGUCCAGUCGGUGCAAUUCCAUCCAAAUGGUCAGUUGAUACUGACUGCGGGAUUGGACAAGACGCUGCGGCUUUUUCAGGUGGAUGGCAGCAAUAACGCAAAAGCUGAGAGUGUGUUUGUGCAGGAUCUGCCCAUGUUGGACGCUAAGUUUACGAUGAGUGGACAGCGUGCAGUGAUGACUGGACCUCGACAGUACUUCUUCUCGUACGAUAUUGAAGCAGGUAAGAUUACCAAGAUCCCGGGACUCUAUGGGCGCAAGGAGAAGAAACGCAAUACGUUUGUAGUCUCGAACGACGGAGAGAUGAUUGUGUUCAUGGGGAGCAAUGGAUACUUGGAUGUGGUGUCUGCAAAGUCGUAUCAGUCGAUCGGUACCCUCAAGAUGAAUGGAAGUGUCACAUCGGCAGUCUUUUGCGAAAACGACCGCUAUUUCCUGAGCACAGGUUCAGACGGACAGGUUUACAAGUGGGAUAUGCGUACCCGGCGGUGUAUAUUUGUCCACGAUGAUGAAGGUAGUCUAGGCAACUAUGCCCUGGCUGCUAGUGAUAAGUACUACGCCGCCGGUUCGAAAAGUGGUAUAGUCAAUAUUUACGACAACGCUGGUCUAACUGCUAAGCCAAAGCCGCGCAAAGCGCUGAUGAACCUUACCACUCAGGUCGAUCACCUCGUGUUUAACGCAAACGCAGAAAUUCUGGCCAUGGCAUCGACGGACACCAAGAAUUCGCUGAAGCUGGUGCACAUGCCGUCUUUAACUGUUUUUGCCAAUUGGCCGACGGCACACACGCCGCUGCACUAUGUGACGGCAAUGGACUUCAGUCCGAACAGCGGCUAUUUUGCAGUUGGUAAUGCCAGGGGACGUGUACUGUUGUAUCGACUGACUCACUACAAGUCUACAUGA
This is a messenger RNA of Peronospora farinosa, 1389 nucleotides long. The record is from the annotation of a GenBank genome assembly. NCBI's taxonomy places the organism in Eukaryota, Oomycota, Peronosporomycetes, Peronosporales, Peronosporaceae.